Ixodes scapularis (black-legged tick) is the source of this 906-nucleotide messenger RNA. RefSeq names its product putative nuclease HARBI1. NCBI's taxonomy places the organism in Eukaryota, Metazoa, Arthropoda, Arachnida, Ixodida, Ixodidae. The coding region runs from base 1 to 906 and encodes 301 amino acids. The record is from RefSeq and is a predicted model, not a curated record. The transcript has 3 exons.
AUGGCAGCUUGGCGAAGCGACGUCGCCGAGAGGAUCUCCGCCUUCGAAUUCGCAACUCGCGCGUGCGAUAUCGUCUUCGGGGGCGCGUUUCCUUUGCCACGAGUACCGCGACCAUCAAUUCGGGAUAGGGAGAACCCAAUGGAGCGCUACAACGACGGGCAGUUCCUGGCGCGGUACCGCUUUACGAAGGGAACCGUGCGAGAGCUGCUCGGGAUGCUGCCGCUACAAACGAGCACCGACUGCAGGGGCCUUCCGCUGACCCCCAUGCUGCAACUGCCGGUCACGCUGCGGUUUUAUGGUGCCGGGACCUUCCAGGUUGUGACUGGGGACCUCGUGAACGUGUCCCAACCAACAGUGUGCCGUGCGGUAGGAGUAGUUACGCAGCUGAUCGCGAGACACCUGUUCCGGGACCUCGUUCACUUCCCCAGCGCCGCCCAAAUCAACACGGUGAUGCUCGAUUUCUUCGCACUUGCAAAAUUCCCCGGCGUCACCGGGUGUACCGACUGCACCCACGUGCGAAUCAAGAGCCCCGGCGGCGACGACGCGGAGGUGUUCCGCAACCGCAAGGGUGUUUUCUCAAUCAUUGUCCAGGUAACGAGUACAGACAACGCUUGCGGCGAUCGCGAGUUGUUAUUCAUUGGAGUAUGCGCUCAUGUUCGACUGCAGGAAAUUUGGAAAUUCUGCCCCAAACAUUGUAGUCAAAGCCCUCUCGCUGUCACCGGCCCCCAGCUGCAAUUUUACGAUGUGGUUGUGAGCUGGUCCGGGUCGGUGCACGACAGCCGGAUAUUUGACAACUCCCGUGUGCGGGUGCUGUACGAAGAACGCCGGGUACCAGGGGUGCUGCUCUGCCACCUUCAUUUGGUGCUUUGCCACCUUUCAUCUGCUGCUCCUCCUCAAGGAGCUUGA